UUAGUAAUAAGUUUGUAUAUGCCCAAAGCGUAAACUGUCAAAUUAUUUAUACUCUUUAUAAUGGUAAAAAUUAACAAAAAGUUAUUUGGAAACUUCAGCAGGUUACUCCUGUUCCUUUUGCUCCUUCUAACUACCUCCAAUGCUGGAAAUUGUAAUCUCCAUCGACGGGUGAAGCGCCUCUCCAGCCCAUCACUCACCGAGAAAACCAUAGAACUAGCCAAAUAUGUGGUCUCCAUUCGGUCCCGUACACCCAGCCGCUACUACGGAGACAACCACUACUGCGGCGGGGUCAUUGUCUCGCUCACCUUCAUCCUGACCUCCGCCCACUGCGUCAUGGACCAGCGCAAGAUCAUGCAUCGCAAUCGUUUUGUGGUCAUCGUAGCUGGAAACUUCAUUCGUCUGGAUUACAGGAACAAGUACACGGUGAAUAGGACCGUGAAAGGGAUCUUUGUUCCAGAUGGUUUUACGGCUGAAAACACCCACAACAUAGCCUUAAUAAAGCUGGCCAAAAGUCUGCCUCUAGACAAUCCAAAUGUGGGUGUAAUAAAUUUGCCAAAGGCCGAACCCAAACCGGGUCUCAACUACACGGUUCUGGGCUGGGGUCGGAUGAUGAAGGAUGGUUUCAUGUCCUCCCAAAUAAUGAGCAUUGAUGUAGAGCUAUUUUCUCAAGAAAGCUGCGAAGAAAUGCUCAACACUUUCAUAGACGAGAUGAUGUGUGCCAGAAACAAGAAUGGAGAUCAGAAUGCUUGUGCUGGUGACACCGGAAGUCCCCUGAUUCUCAAUGAAACUGUCUAUGGGGUGGUGAGCUAUAGGAUUGGAUGCGGAUCCGAAAUCCUACCCACGGUUUACACCAACGUCUUUAUGCACUUAAAGUGGAUCGAAGAUGUUAUGAAGAAGAAUUCAGCGAAUCAUCUGAAACCUUUAAUAAUGUUUCCCAUAAUAACACCCAUUGUUUUGCUCAUUGGAAAUAAAAUUCUGAAAGGUUUUAGACUUUAUUUGAUCACCAUUUAG
Molecule: messenger RNA, 1011 nt
Organism: Drosophila kikkawai
Lineage: Eukaryota; Metazoa; Arthropoda; Insecta; Diptera; Drosophilidae
Product: trypsin zeta-like
Biological process (GO): proteolysis
Molecular function (GO): serine-type endopeptidase activity
Source: RefSeq, a predicted model, not a curated record